UGUUCCUCCGCCUCUCACUUCCUACGGCACUCCCUCAUCCUCCUCCCUGCACUCCUGGCCUCUGUCUGGCGGCCUUCUGCAGCUGGGCUUUAAUCUUCCAGCACCAUCACUCAGGAUGGACUCCAGGCCCCCCAACCUGAUGCUGCUGCUGCUCCUCACCAGCCUCCUGCACUCCUGGCAGUGUACCAGAGGACAGUUGUCAUACACUAUAGACACCGUCGGCCUCACAAUCCUACCCCGCAGCCCCGUUCAGAGCGGGACACCUGUGACCCUGCGUUGCCAGGUCAGAGUCAGCCAUGACAGAAUCCCUCACCUGACACAAAGUUUUCUGCUCCGCCGAGAUGACGUUGUCAUCAACUCGUCCACCACCACAGCGGACUCCUUCAUGUAUGAACUCAACCCAGCCCGGGCUGCUGACUCUGGGAUUUAUGAGUGUCAAGUCGCAGUGAAGAACAAGAGCAGAACCAGCCUCAGACAAAAACUCGACGUCAAAGGCCUGCAGACCCCUAUCCUGUAUUUGAGUAACACUUCUCCCUAUGCGGAUGAGGAGUUCACUGCAUCCUGCAGCGCUCCGGAGGAGAAAGGAUCCCUCAUCUUCCACUUUUCCCAGAGAUUAAGGAAUGGAAACGUUCAGAGUAUAAAGAAGCUAGCACCCACCGGGAACUCUGCAGAGACCACAUUGAUCCUGAGGGGGAUUGGAGACAGCCUCCUGUACUGUGACUAUGAGGUCAAUUUAGUUUCUGGGGUCAGACGCUCCAACAGCAGCAACAGCAUUACAAUGAUAGUCAGAGAACUCUACAUUAUACCAAUCAUGAAUGUGCUGCCCUCCACUGACGUCUAUGAGGGGGAGGUCAUAGAGGUGGUCUGCAAAGUGAUCAAUCCACCUCAGAAUGUUGACGUUUUCCUGACAAGAGACAGGACGAUCCUUAAGCAAGCCCCGGUCGGCCUCAGUCAUCGAUUCACCGCACAAGAAGGCGACUCUGGGGAGCUUGUGUGCAAGGCAGAGUGGGGCAAUGUGCAAAAACAAACCUAUAAAACCAUCAGAGUGAAAGAGCUGUUUUCAAAGCCACAGCUGACAGUGAAGCCCGUAGACAUUUUUGAGGGAGACCGCUUCCAGCUGACCUGCUCCGUCUCCGUUUAUGUUCCCGAGAAGAUCACCAAUGCAAGCAUCCGGUUCUCCAUCUACAAACAUACCGUCAAAAUCGCCUCUUCAGACACUUACAGGACUGUGGCGCAGCCUUCUGUUAACGGCAACUACACCUGCAAAGCCCACGCCUCUUCCCUCACACACAGCUUUAUAAAAGAAAGCCAAACAGUUGUUGUUAAGGUCAAAGUUCCUGUUUCCACACCCAUGCUGAGUGUGGUGGGGAGGACGCUGGUGUUGGGAAAGCGCUUCCGGCUGCUCUGCCACAGCGACAACGGCACCCUGCCCAUCACCUACACCCUGCGCCACCCCGAGAUGCUGCCCGAGGUCCUCGUGGUGAACAUGCCGGGAGAGCGCGCCAUUUUUAACUGCCCCCCCAUCUACAAGACUUCAGAACUCAAAAACUUUCUGUGCCAUGCAAAGAACAGUCACAGCAGACAUCCAGAGGUGGUGCUAGGCCUGCAGCUGCUGCGCUCAGACAUCAUAGAGCCUGUCUCAAAACCAGUGUUGACCAUGCUGCCCGGCCCGGGGGACAUCUCUGAGGGACAGGACCUAACUGUCUUCUGCUCCGUGCAGAGAGGCACUCUCCCCGUCAGCUUCACCUGGUACCACACUGAGACGGAGAGCGCUCUCGCCUCCAAGACCUUCAACAAACUGGAAGGAUCCCACAAUAUCAGCAAUGUCCAAGGGGAGCAUCGAGGGGGAUACUACUGUGAGAGCACCAACCAGGCCAACGAAACCAAACAGAGCCUCACUAUCACCAUCAAAGUGAAGAUAGCUGUCUGGAAGAAAGGUCUUAUCGUUGGUGUCAUCAUCAUCUGCAUCCUUCUGAUACUGGCACUGAUCUUCAUCCUGGUCUUUAAAAGACGUCUGCUCCUGUUCAAGAGGAGGAGAACCGGCGAGCUGUCAGUGAAGUCGGCCAGCACCAAGGCGGAGCGGCUGAGCCUCACCCAGGUGGAGGUCAAUGACACUGCUAAUGUCACCCCAGGCAUGAUAGGAAAGAGUGUUUGGAGCGAACAUGCAUCAGGCUCAGAGUCUGAGGACCAGAGUAUUGUGACCGCUCCAGAAAAGCUGCCAGAACCUCGAUACACUGAAGUGCAGCCGAGACAGACAGACCCUGACAGAGCUCCAGUGAAGAAGUGCACAGACACGGUGUACAGCGAAGUCAGGAAAUCCAAACAAGGUGCUCCAGAGCAGGCUGAUGGUGGGUCGUUGGAGUAUGCAGAGCUGAAUCACGAUACGCAUCACCGUCACAGUGCUGACCAGGGUAACCAUGGUGACCACCCCACUGUCCAGGAUGACUACUUAGACGAGAUUGACGACAGCGUUCAAAUCCCCAUUGCUGACCACGGGGAAGGAAUCCCUGACCCAAUGCCAGAGUGCUAACUGAGCAUCAACAAUAUUUAUUCCCUUUUUGUUUUUAGGAGUCUUUUAUUCUGAAAGACCUCAAACAGUGCUAAGGAUUCAUGUACUUUCUGUAAGGCUUUGCGAGGAACAUCCCACACUGUAAAUUCACUUGCUUUGUCUUUGAAGAGCAAAAUAAAUAGUUUUUGUUA
Molecule: messenger RNA, 2700 nt
Organism: Eleginops maclovinus (Patagonian blennie)
Lineage: Eukaryota; Metazoa; Chordata; Actinopteri; Perciformes; Eleginopidae
Gene: pecam1a
Product: platelet and endothelial cell adhesion molecule 1a
Exons: 15
Coding region: 116-2530 (804 amino acids)
Biological process (GO): cell surface receptor signaling pathway
Cellular component (GO): plasma membrane
Molecular function (GO): transmembrane signaling receptor activity
Source: RefSeq, a predicted model, not a curated record